Messenger RNA from Miscanthus lutarioriparius, 690 nucleotides. The record is from the annotation of a GenBank genome assembly. NCBI's taxonomy places the organism in Eukaryota, Viridiplantae, Streptophyta, Magnoliopsida, Poales, Poaceae.
AUGGGAGCUUUCUGUUCAUGUCUGCAACCUGAUUAUUCCGACCACCAUGGAAACCAAGCUUCUUCAGUGUUUAGGAACUGCAUGUGCCUCAGAUGCUUUACCCAGCAGCUGAUCAAUGCGUACACUGUUUUGUUCCGAGCUGGAGCAGUGCAUUCUGUUUCUCCAGCUAUUGAAGCCACUCCUGUUGAUUCAAAUGAAAGCUCCUUCGAUACGUAUCGUUCACCCCCAAGACCUCUGCCCUACGGUGAUCCACGAUUUUCCCCUCCUGCUCGUGACUGGUUAAGGCGUGAGAGCCCAAGCCAUUCCCCAGAGGAAUCAGAACCACUUAGAGCAAAUGAUGAGGAGGAGGAAAUGGAGACACCAAGUAGAAUAGACAAGGCAAGUAAAACAAACUACAGCAGAAAAAUGAAAAUCUCCAGCUCUGCUUAUGGAGAUAAGGUGCCACCAAGGGAACAUGGAAAUUACUUCAGCUAUUUUUCCCCAUCUGCUGAAGAUGAAGAUGUCUGCCCAACAUGUCUUGAAGAUUAUGAUUCUGAGAAUCCUAGGAUAGUAAUGCAGUGCUCACACCAUUUCCACCUUGGCUGUAUUUAUGAGUGGAUGGAAAGAAGUGAGGCAUGCCCUGUUUGCGGAAAGGAACUGAAGUCACCCGCCUCAUAUCUGCAUUCCAACUUCUUUAAAUACAUGCUAUAA